AUGAAGCUGAUUUGGUAUCUUGUCAUCGGGGUAUUUUGUGUCGUUCAUAACGUGAUCGACAGCGCUCAUUUUCGUGGUGGUAUCAUUUCCUGGCGUCCAUUAAAUAGUACACCAUCAGGCAGCACUGCACAAAUUCUCAUACAUCAAAGAUAUUUCUGGAAUCGAGUAUGGGGUAGUUUCACCCCGCCGUAUUGUACGGAGGCAAAUGUCGCCGCUCAGUCACCAAUUCCAGUUGGCUCUUUUAUGACUUGUUUAGUCAAUUGCACAAGUUCUAAUUAUCCUGGUGGUGGACUUUCAACUAUUAUGACCACAACAGAUUGCCAGACGAAUCCAAUUAUUCAAUCAUGGGCUGGGGAACGAUACGAUUUAUUGACUCUUACUUUGACAACUUCCAUUACAAUAGGUUUUCAGUCGAGUGCAUGGAUGGGCGCCCUAUUCUGGGGCGGCGGAGGUGCAUGGUCCAUUGUCAAUCGAUUGAACUUAGGUUUAAGACCUGAUGGUUAUAUUAACACUAGUCCUGUUACAAAUACAUUACCCGUUGUAUUUUAUCAAAAAAGUGUACCGGUUGUUCACGUUGUGCAAAUGGCUGAUAAUGAUGGUACUGAUAUAUUACAAUGUCGUUGGUCCAAUUCAAAUUCGGGAACAAAUUACAAUCGAGUCGAUGAGUGUGGAGGCGUUUGCAGUGGACUACCUGCAGGAACCAUAUUGACAGCCUCCAAUUGCACACUAUCUUUUACUUUACCAACUGCUAAUCUCUACUAUGCUUGUGCUCUACAAAUCGAAGAUUAUUAUAAUAGUGUUGCUACAAAUCCGAUGAGUUCUAUUCCUAUACAAUUCUUAUUCUAUGCGUAUGUAGCUUCCAGUGGUGCAUGUCCACAACGUCCUCAGAUUAUCGGUGCUCGUCCAAACAGAGCUUGUAUCGGAGUUCCCAUCGGUGUUCAACUGAAUGAAACUAUCAUCGUACAAACAUAUUGUCCUGGCCAAACUAUUGUUGAUUUUGUUACGAGUUCACCGUACGGAAUGACACAUAGUGCUAUCAGCAAUCCAACUGCCAACACAUGGACCAUGACAUUGACGUGGACACCUGUCUCAGCACAAUCUGGUCCUCAAGGCUUUUGCGCCGGUGCAUUGGACAAUAGCAGUCUCCAAUCAGAUCCAUGGUGUAUCACAUACUUAGUUGAUUACACAUCACCAAAUCUCAUUCGUCCUGCAGUUGUACAAGGAACGGCAAGUCCAGUCGGCACUGUCUUUCAAAAUCAGUCCAUGUUUCUCAUACAAGCAACGAGCUUGGUAGGUCGUCCAAGUCGCAAUUCUACCUACAUUUGUUUUAAUGAUGAAGCCACAAAUGUGUCGGUGCUGUGUUACGAUGCUGGAUAUGCAGCCAAUAUCAUCUAUACAGGAUACACAAUUGUCAUUACUACAAACUAUACAUGGACACCGGGUAAAUUCUAUUAUGUUACAAUGGAUAGUGGAUUUGCUAGUGGAAGUGUUUUCUGCCAUGCUGAAUCGGCACCGGUUACUGAUCCUACAUUUUGGCGUUUCAACAUCUGGAAUCCAGCUGUUUCGAGUACGACUACAACAACCACCACACCUUUCACAACUGCAACAGUUACAACAAAACCAACAUCGACAACAAGUAUCAACACUCUCUUGACAACAACUGGUAUUGUCAUAACAACAACUACUCCAAUUACAACCAAUGCAACAACAGCAUCUACUUCACCUCCAACUACAGCUGCUCCAACAACAGCAGGCCCAACUGCUUCAGCAUCGACAACUCAAUCAACAGUUGCUGUCAUGUAUCCAAAAGAUUUCGAAUUGGCAUGUGUGCAAACUAUAGCAUUGAUGACACCGAUUACGUAUGUGAUACUCGCACCUGCUUAUGCUAUGCUAUUGUAUGCUGGACUUACCAAACUCUCGCAUCUGUUCAAUCCGGUGAACAUCAAUGCAAAACGAAGACACAAACUCCGAUUGCAACGCAUUCUUGGAAAUUAA
Molecule: messenger RNA, 1995 nt
Organism: Adineta ricciae
Lineage: Eukaryota; Metazoa; Rotifera; Eurotatoria; Adinetida; Adinetidae
Source: the annotation of a GenBank genome assembly